CUAAAAUUCAUCAUCACCACAACAUAGAAUAUCUCAAAUUCAUUAGAUUUCUCAGAGCAUCUCAUCGUCUCAUGGAAAACCGCAACUCCAUCUCUGUUUCAUUUAAGCCUCUACUCUGCCUGCUGCUCUUAGCUCUCACAAUCAACUGUGCUGCCUCGGCUCGAAUCCUUGAGGAGGAGGAACCACUUGUUCCCACCGCUGCACCGGGUUCACCAGCCGGUUCAGCUGGGAUACCUGCUGCCAACAAUGCAGCCACCGGUGCUGUAGUGCCCAAUUCAGACCCCCACCAUCCACUUGUUUUCUUCAUGCAUGACAUACUUGGUGGGUCGAACCCCUCGGCUACAGCCGUGACCGGUGUGGUUUCCAACCCUGCAGUUAGUGGUCAAGUCCCCUUUGCUAAGCCUAAUGGUGCAAACAUUGCAGUAAGCAAUGGGGUUCCUGUCGACAACAGCAAUAAUGGGAUUAUUAACAAUAACAACGUACCCUUCCUUACUGGCCUUAGUGGAAACACAGCUAAUGUGGGUGGCCAAAACAAUGGCAACAACAACAACUUUAAUAAUGGAGGAUUUGGAGUUCCAGUCCUGAAUGGAGGUCAGCUGUCUGCAGGGAAUACUCGUCAGAAGCUUCUGUUUGGGACAUUGACAGUGAUCGAUGAUGAGCUAACUGAAGGGCAUGAGCUUGGAUCAGGUCUAGUUGGUAAGGCACAAGGGUUUUACGUUGCAAGUUCUGUAGAUGGGAGCAGCCAGACCAUGGCUUUCACAGCCAUGUUUGAAAGCGGUGGCUAUGCUGAUAGCCUCAGCUUGUUCGGAGUCUAUAGAACCGCUGUCUCAGAAUCUCAGCUUGCAAUUAUGGGUGGAACUGGAAAGUAUGUGAAUGCUAAGGGUUAUGCAACUGUUAAGACCAUUCCAGCAAGCAUCCUGCAUAAUACUGAUGGAGUUGAAACUCUUCUGGAGAUUUAUGUGUAUCUUACAUAUUAGUUACCAGUGUGUUUUGAAUUAAAAGUGGCUGUUCUAUGUGUACCGAAAAAAAACUCUGUAUAAGAGAUUUCAAUACUAGAUAUAUUUGCUUGUGAAAA
Molecule: messenger RNA, 1075 nt
Organism: Pistacia vera
Lineage: Eukaryota; Viridiplantae; Streptophyta; Magnoliopsida; Sapindales; Anacardiaceae
Product: dirigent protein 25-like
Exons: 1
Coding region: 72-977 (301 amino acids)
Source: RefSeq, a predicted model, not a curated record